Molecule: messenger RNA, 1425 nt
Organism: Penicillium chermesinum
Lineage: Eukaryota; Fungi; Ascomycota; Eurotiomycetes; Eurotiales; Aspergillaceae
Gene: erg24B
Exons: 4
Coding region: 1-1425 (474 amino acids)
Biological process (GO): ergosterol biosynthetic process
Cellular component (GO): endoplasmic reticulum membrane
Molecular function (GO): Delta14-sterol reductase activity
Source: RefSeq, a predicted model, not a curated record
AUGCCUCGGGCCAAGGCGUCCAAGUCCGAUCCCAAGCCCGUGCCAAUUCAAACGGUGGCAGAAAAACAUGGCUAUGAAUUCGGUGGGCCCCUAGGUGCCUUUGGGAUUGUCUUCGGCUUGCCCAUUUUGACCUACGUCUUUGCCUUUGUUUGCAAUGAUAUCUCAGGAUGUCCAGCCCCCUCGUUGCUGCACCCCUCGACCUUAACCCUGGAGAAGCUGAAGCGCGAAGUGGGAUGGCCCGAAGAAGGAAUUGCGGGGCUUUACGACUCUCAGGUGACCCUCUGGGUUCUGAGCUACUAUGCGUUCAGUCUGUUUCUGCAGAUUUUCAUGCCUGGUAUUGUGGCGGAGGGCGUGACUCUGUCCUGCGGCGGACGUCUCAAGUAUAAGUUUAAUGCUUUCCGAUCUGCUCUGAUCAUCCUCUCUGGGCUCGCCGCUGGUACUUACCUGCAAGGCGCAGACUUCGUGGUCUGGACCUUCUUGUGGGACAACUAUGUGCAGGUCCUUACGGCAAACAUCGUGAUCUCUGCAACCGUCGCGCUUUUUGUUUACGUCAAGAGCUUCACGGUUCCAGCGCCAGGCCAGGCUAACUUCGGUUACCGGGAGCUGGCCCCCGGUGGCCACACUGGCAACCCGCUCUAUGAUUUCUUCAUUGGUCGUGAGCUGAACCCUCGCGUGCGCCUGCCCAUUCCCUUCCUUAGCGAAGAGUCUCGCACCCUUGAUAUCAAGGUGUUCAUGGAAAUGCGCCCUGGCUUGCUGGGUUGGAUCAUUCUCAACUUGUCCAAUGUCGCCCACCAGUACCGAACCUAUGGUUAUGUGACCGAUUCCAUUGUCCUGGCUACCACUUUCCAGAGUCUCUAUGUCCUGGAUGCUCUGUACAUGGAACCGGCAAUCAUGACAACUAUGGAUGUGAUCAUGGAUGGUUUCGGCUUCAUGCUGUCUUUCGGCGACGUUGUCUGGGUUCCUCACACGUAUAACCUCCAGACUCGCUACCUCUCUAUGUACCCUCAUCAACUCGGUUCCUCUGGUAUUGCCCUCGUUCUGGGCGUGACUGCCCAUAUCAAGUUCAUUGAGACCAAGAGUGGCUCGAAGCUGAUGACAUCUGGGUGGUGGGGUAUGGCCCGCCAUAUCAACUAUCUUGGGGACUGGAUCAUGUCUUGGGCGUACUGCUUGCCAACCGGUAUCGCUGGCUUUGCUAUCGUCCAGAGCAUCAACCCUGCCACCGGCAAGCUUGAGAACCAGGCUGUCCAGACCCCCGAAGCUCGAGGCUGGGGAAUGUUGAUCACCUACUUUUACAUGGUCUACUUCGCAGUCUUGCUGAUCCACCGGGAGAUGCGUGACGAAGAAAAGUGCAAAAAGAAGUACGGUGCUGACUGGGAUCGUUAUACCUCGAUGGUGCGCAGCCGUAUCAUCCCUGGUAUCUAUUAA